AUGAAGGGCAUGGAGGUCAUCAAGGGCCUCGGCGACGCGCUAUCCGCCUAUACGUCCGACGUCGACGGUCAAGAUCUAUCCGGAUGCUAUAUCUAUCCGAACUACGCGCUUGCGGACGUGCGGAUGGUGGACAUGUACGGGGAGAAUCUAGAGGAGAAGAGGGAGGUGCGCGAGCGUGUCGAUCCAAACCGACUGAUGGCUCUGGCUGGCGGCUUCAAGGUUUGGAUGAACGACGCAAUACCGCCAUAGUCACGUUGCGAUUCGAGCAGCGUGUAGCAUUGC
Schizophyllum commune H4-8 is the source of this 282-nucleotide messenger RNA. RefSeq lists its product as uncharacterized. Bases 1 to 249 code for a protein of 82 amino acids. The record is from RefSeq and is a predicted model, not a curated record. The transcript has a single exon. NCBI's taxonomy places the organism in Eukaryota, Fungi, Basidiomycota, Agaricomycetes, Agaricales, Schizophyllaceae.